AUGUCAGGGACCCCAGAGCAGACUGGGUCGGAGCCUAAUUCAAGGGACUUUCAAGUGAAUUUCGAGGAAAGGGAUGGUGGCGGCAGAGGCCGAGGCCGGGGCCGAGGCCGGGGCCGGGGCCGGGGCCAGGGCCGGAGCCUGGGCCGGGGCUUGGACCAAGGCCGAGGCCAUGGCUGUGGCCAUGAGUGUGGUCCACACCAAGGCCUAGGACAAACUGCAAGCUGCAGCAGGGUCUCCUUUGACCAUCCGGAACCCAGGGUAGCAGACUCUCGUGAACCACCACUCUGCUUUAGCUUAAAGAACUGUAUGAUUGGUGCUGUAAUUGGUCGUGGUGGUUCCAAGAUAAAAGACCUUCAGAGUUCCACGAACACUAAGGUACAGAUCAUAAAUGGGAAUCCUGAAGCAGAAGUAAAAAUUUUUGGUAGCGAUGAGAUGAAGAGAAAGGCCAAAGCAGCUAUAGACGCUCUUGUUAAAAGACAAGAAAGGUACAAUUCAGAAUCUCGUGUUCAUAACCUAGCAUCCAAAUCCACUGUUGAAAGUGCUGCAUCCCAGAGCCCUGUUGAUAACGCUGCAUCUCAGUCGCAACCUGGAAAAAAAUUAAGCACAAGUGACACUGUUAAGAAAGUUCGACCAAUGAUAGAUUGGGACCAUAUCCGGGCAGUGACUAUAGAAUGGGAACAAAGAAAAUGGGCAGAUUUACCAGCAAUUAAGAAAGAUCUUUACAUAGAAUCCAAAGAGACAAGUUUGAUGUCUUCAGUUGAAGUAGAAAAAUGGAGAAAAGAUAAUUUUUCCAUAAUCUGUGAUGAUCUGAGAAAAGGUGAUAAACGUCCAAUCCCUAAUCCAGUGUGUAAAUUUGAAGAUGCCUUCAGUCAGUAUUUAGAACUGGUGGAAAAUUUAACCAAAGCAGGUUUCAAAAAACCUACACCAAUUCAGUCACAAGCAUGGCCAAUUAUUCUACAAGGAAUAGAUCUUAUAGGAGUUGCCCAAACUGGAACGGGCAAGACAUUGUCAUAUUUAAUGCCUGGUUUUAUUCAUCUUGUAUCUCAACCAACAACUAGAGAGAAAAGGAAUGGACCUGGCAUGCUAAUCCUUACUCCAACUAGAGAACUAGCUCUUCAGGUAAAAGUUGAAUGUUCUAAGUACUCAUAUAAAAAUCUUAAAAGUGUUUGUGUCUAUGGUGGUGGAAAUAGAAAGGAGCAAAUAAAAAAUGUUGCCAAAGGUGUAGAUAUCAUUAUUGCAACUCCUGGAAGAUUAAAUGAUCUGCAAAUGCAUAACUUUGUCAACUUAAGAACCAUAACCUAUUUGGUAAUAGAUGAGGCAGAUAAGAUGCUGGAUCUUGGAUUUGAACCUCAGAUAAUGAAGAUUCUGUCAGAUGUGCGUCCAGAUCGACAAACUAUCAUGACAAGUGCAACUUGGCCAGAUACUGUCCGUCGUCUUUCCCAGUCUUAUUUGAAAGAUCCUAUGAUUGUUUAUGUUGGUACUCUAGAUCUAGUUGCUGUAAAUACAGUGAAGCAACAUGUAAUUGUUACCAAAGAAGAAGAAAAGAGAGCUCAUUUUGAAAAGUUCUUGAAUAAUAUGGCACCUGAAGACAAAGCCAUUGUGUUUGUUAGCAGAAAACUCAUUGCUGAUGACAUAUCAAGUGACUUAGGCAUCCAAGGCGUACCUGUACAAUUAUUGCAUGGCAACAGAGAGCAAGAAGAGCGCGAACAGGCAUUGGAAGAAUUUAAAUCUGGUGGUGUGAAAUUAAUGAUUGCAACCGAUUUAGCAUCUCGAGGCCUCAACGUUGAUGAUAUUACACAUGUAUUUAAUUACGAUUUCCCACGCAAUAUUGAAGAGUAUGUACACAGAGUGGGGCGUACUGGAAGAGCUGGCAAGAGUGGUACAUCGAUAACCUUAAUUACCGAAAAUGAUUCGAAGGUUGCUGAUGAAUUGAUUAACAUUCUGAAGAGAACAAGUCAGAGCAUCCCAGAAGAACUUGUAAUCAUGGCAGAAGAAUACAAACAGAAGAUUGCUGAAAGAAGAUAA
Molecule: messenger RNA, 2025 nt
Organism: Octodon degus (degu)
Lineage: Eukaryota; Metazoa; Chordata; Mammalia; Rodentia; Octodontidae
Gene: Ddx53
Product: DEAD-box helicase 53
Exons: 1
Coding region: 1-2025 (674 amino acids)
Molecular function (GO): RNA helicase activity; ATP binding; RNA binding
Source: RefSeq, a predicted model, not a curated record